AGAUUUGCCGUGAAAACACCAAUCUGUUUGUUUCAGCUUCCUAUGACGGUAUGUGUGACAUUGGUCAUCAAACAAUCGUAUCGUGUAUACCGUCCUGUUGGCUAAUUUUCGCAGAAGUUUCGCAGAAUGUGAAAAAUCGAGCAGGAAUCGUAUCGUGUAGACGCGCCUAUACAGUUGCCUUAUCAGGUUAAUUUGAUGAGAUCGCUUAUCUGCCAUCGUUGCCAACUAGAAGCGCGCGAUCGUACCCUUUCUUUAUUCAGUUAACGAUUUCCUCUCGAACCUAUAGGUCAAGGCAUCCUACUGACAAGUUUUUCUAGUACUAUCGUGGGCGAUGGCUGUUCAUCUAACUUUAUCGUUACACUUUAUCAUUCUGUGUCUGUUUUCGCCCGUUUUGAGUGGACUGUUCGAUGAGUACAGCUGCUACUCUCGAUUAGAUGUGUGCAGGUUAAAAGAUGUAGCAUUGGAAAGUGACCGCGCUAUAGAAUUAUCGACCUUUCGUGACAUUCGCGACCCGCUGGUGAUUGAGUCGGGAACUAUUCCAAAGUUUUCCCAAGCACUAUGGAAGAAAAUUCCUUCCGUUUUGGAUGUAACUGUUGAUAGGAUUGGAAUAGUGCAACUAUUCAUUCGUCCCGGUCUCUUGCAUCUUUCGGCAGUGGGCAAUGCAAUCGACAAGGUGUUACUAGAUGAGACGAAAAAUAGUGAAUACAGCAUGCUCACGCUACAUCUAUCGAACAACCAGUUGACGGAGUUGCCGCCACUCGAGCGUUUCGUACGAUUGAUGACCCUAGCCGUGGACAACAACUUGCUGUCAUCGAUUGAUAUGGGUGCAUUUUCAAAGUUAACCAAUCUCCGAGUGCUUUCGCUGGCACACAAUCGACUUCUAACGGUGACAUCUCCGGCUGAUACACCGCUUCAGCUAAUCAAGUUACGGCGUCUCUCGUUUGCGGGAAAUCAACUCGCUGUGUUAGACAUUCGUACUUGGGAAUUUGAUUCGUUGGAGGACCUCAACGUAACGAGCAAUAGUUUGACUAGGUUCGAUGGUAGUUUAACCCAGUUUCCGGUGCUGAAGCGGUUGGAUCUUGCACACAACCGUUGGUACUGCGAGUGGUUAAUGAUGCUCUAUACCCACGAAGACACAGCGUUGGGAUUAAAACUCGAUGCGGAUGAACCUGAUAGAUGUAGGGACGAAAAUAUGAUGGUUCCUCGACACCAUUGUUGUAAUCCUGCCGGUGCCGACGGUUCCGGAUUGAUCGAUAUUUUCGGCGAUAAGUGGGACGAGCUGAAACGGCUUGCCCUAUUACUCGACAAGAUCAAUGCAACGAUCGCGAAUGGAUCGGCCUCAGUGAACCGUGUGCUCAAUGUUCAACACGAAGCACUAUCGGGGCGCGUUGCAAAACUUACGGAAGCUCAGAAGGAGCAGACUGUACAGCUUAGAGAGCUUGAACAAGGCAUAAAUCACCAAAAAGAGAAACUCAGGAAUCUCGAAACAGAGCUAAAGGAGAAGGUGAAUCGAUUGAAUCAAGAGGUGAACGCUCACUGGAACCAAACAGAUGCUGGAUCUGAUGAACAAUUGAUGAACUUUACCGCAACACUGGCGACAGCCCCAACCAACUGGUCAAUGCUAGCUGUCCAAAAUCAAAACAACCUAAGCCAGCUACAAAAACUGUUUGUAACAACAAGCAAGCAGUUCAAUAGCUAUUCGGACAAAUCGUACGAGCAAGAAGCCUUGCUUAAGGCACAAUCGGCAAGAAUAGACAACGUUCAGCAAGAGCUGAAUGAAGUGCGCAGAAGCGAGAAGCUGAUUCAACAGCAGUUGGAAACAUUGGAACCAGAUGCAAAUCGUAUUUUAUCAUUCUUAACCGAAAUCCGAAAAGGCUGUGUAGAUGAUGAAGAAGAACACGUAGAAUCAUACGAAUAAAAUGCAUUAUGAUUUAGUUAUUCUAGUAA
Anopheles funestus (African malaria mosquito) is the source of this 1947-nucleotide messenger RNA. RefSeq lists its product as uncharacterized. The transcript has 2 exons. Bases 332 to 1918 code for a protein of 528 amino acids. Gene Ontology annotation, molecular function: protein binding. Gene Ontology annotation, cellular component: extracellular matrix. The record is from RefSeq and is a predicted model, not a curated record. NCBI's taxonomy places the organism in Eukaryota, Metazoa, Arthropoda, Insecta, Diptera, Culicidae.